AUGCCUCCUAAUUCUAAUGACAUAUUGGAAAAAUUUCGAAAUUUGUGGUGGACCGAUGGGAAUAUACAUCCGAGUGCAAACUGGGAUGAAGCUUCUAAUGUUGAUUGGGAGAAAUAUUCAGAGCGAACUGAUAUGUAUAAUGUGCAUGGAAGAUGGGA
Funneliformis caledonium is the source of this 158-nucleotide messenger RNA. NCBI's taxonomy places the organism in Eukaryota, Fungi, Glomeromycota, Glomeromycetes, Glomerales, Glomeraceae. The record is from the annotation of a GenBank genome assembly.